Molecule: messenger RNA, 1724 nt
Organism: Helicoverpa zea (corn earworm)
Lineage: Eukaryota; Metazoa; Arthropoda; Insecta; Lepidoptera; Noctuidae
Gene: SCCRO4
Product: DCN1-like protein 5
Exons: 8
Coding region: 279-1034 (251 amino acids)
Biological process (GO): positive regulation of ubiquitin-protein transferase activity; protein neddylation
Cellular component (GO): ubiquitin ligase complex
Molecular function (GO): ubiquitin conjugating enzyme binding; ubiquitin-like protein binding; cullin family protein binding
Source: RefSeq, a predicted model, not a curated record
CACUUCGUUAUGAGUUUUCUCAGCCGCUGUGUCUGCUGUUUGGUUUAUCAAUUUAUUAUAUUUUAGUACCGUGGAAAUGUGUUAAAAGUUAUUAUUUUGAUUAAAACUAAUUCUGGAUAAUAAUUCUGAUCUAUACCAUCAGAAAAGGUUAUUAUCGACCUGUCAAGAAGACAUUUUUUUCGUGAAGCUGUACUUGCAAAAUUCGCAAAAUAGGAGACGAAAACCCCUUUAAGUUUUCAAAUUUCAUAUCGAAUCUGCCACCAAUAGGUGGUAGAACGAUGCCUCGCUGCAGCAAACGCACACGGAGCGGCGCUCCCGCGAACGGGGGCGAAGUCCUACCGGGGGCGACCGCCAUCGACGAACACCAUCACCACAAGAGAUCUAGAAAUAGCAGUUCACGUCGACAUUCCAAAUCAGAAGACACGAGUUUUAGCGUAAAGAAAUGUUUAGCAUGGUUUAAAGAAUACACAACAGUUACAGAACCAGAUGUAUUAGGUCCAGAAGGCAUGGAAAAGUUCUGUGAAGACUUAGGAGUGGAUCCAGAGAAUGUUGUUAUGUUGGUCAUUGCAUACAAAAUGGGGGCAAAACAAAUGGGCUAUUUCACACAAGAGGAAUGGUUAAAAGGUCUAACAGAGUUACAGUGUGACAGUGUGCACAAAUUGCAGAACAAAUUAGAAUAUCUUCGCAGCUUACUCAACGAUCCAUAUAUUUUUAAGGCUAUUUACAGAUACUCCUAUGAUUUUGCAAGGGACAAAGACCAGCGGUCCCUAGAGACGGGCACGGCGCGAGCACUGCUGGGCGUGCUGCUGCCGCGCUGGGCGCUGCGGCCGGCGCUGGCCGACUUCCUGCAGCGCGGCCGCUACCGCGUCGUCAACCGCGACCAGUGGUGCAACAUCCUCGAGUUCAGCCGCACCGUCGACACGCAGCUCAAUACUUAUGAUGCUGAUGGCGCUUGGCCCGUGAUGCUGGACGAGUUCGUGGAGUGGCUGCGCGGCGAGCGGGCAGGCGACGCCGCCAUGCCGGCGCACAGCUGAGGCCCGCCGCCGCCCUAGUCGCCCCAGCUGCACAGGGGAUGAUACAAGAUAGAGUGCUCAUGUGUACCGUGUUGUGUGUGAUCAGUGUUUCUGUGGAUAGUGCCGGAUUCAUUUAUAGCAAGAAUACAAGAUGACAUGUGAAAUUGUUUCCAGACUUACAAAAUAAAUAUUGUUAUUCAUAUUUUAGUAAUUGUAACUAGGUUCAUACCUGGGUUCCUGCUCUAAAUAUUACUAUGGGCUUGCACUCGCAAAAUCCGGCACUGUGGAGCACACAAUAGUGACAGCGAAUGAAAUGUUAAGACCUGAGCAGAAAACAAGUACCUGUGUGUUUUAAUUUCAUUUUAUAAAGCUGAAAAGUUUGGUUGAGCAUGCAAAUCUCAGGAACUACUGGACUACUAACUAGUGUUAGAUGGCCCAUUUAUCGUUUAAACAGCUUAGAGCUGGCAGAAGCUAGUGUUCAGCAAAAUAAAAAUCAAUACUGCCACUUUAAUUCAAAAUUAUCUUGCGAUGAUUAAUGUACUGCUAAUCUGCUUGGUCUUUACAACUUUUGUUGUCCUGAAUAUGAAAAUACUUGUACACAUUAGCACUCCAUUAGUUGUCUAAUCUGUGGAAUGUAUAGUUGAAGUUGACUAUACAGUGUGAAUAGGAAAUAUAUGCAGAGUGGAAAAGACUUGAUUAGGAAUGGAAGGU